GGCCGCUCCCUAGCAACGCGCCCCAUCGCGGAGCGCUUUACGGCAGCUGCGGACUCUUCCACCGGGCCCUUCCACCGGGCUCUUCCCCCGUCCCCUCCCGCGGCGGGGAGGGCGGCGCCGCCAUGUCGUCGCCGGGGCGGUGCGAGGAGGUGGACCAGACGCUGUUCGUGGGGAACCUGGAGAGCCGCGUGCGGGAGGAGAUCCUCUACGAGCUCUUCCUGCAGGCUGGACCACUAAUCAAAGUGACGAUUUGUAAGGAUAAAGAAGGAAAACCUAAGUCUUUUGGAUUUGUCUGUUUUAAGCACAAAGAAUCAGUGCCUUAUGCAGUAGCUUUGCUGAAUGGAAUCCGUUUGUAUGGAAGACCAAUUAGAGUGCAGUUUCGGUUUGGGAGUUCUCACUCAGCAGAACAGAACAACCCUAAACGUGGUUUUGAGAACUAUACUGACUUACAUUCACCUUCAUAUAGAUAUCAAGAGCUGUAUGGAAGCCCUCCAAUUCCUGUUACUCCUUUUCCAGUGAACAAUAGUCCACCUUGUGAAUACUCGGGCUUUCCAAAGAUGGUGAACAGUUUAGGACAGCAGAACCCAGUACAGAGUCCAAUGGUUCAACAAUUUCCUUAUCACCAGAUGACUCCACCACAGCCUUCAAAUUUCCGCUUUUCUCCCUAUCAGAACCAAGCUGCAAACUUUAAGUCUGCACAGAGUUCUUUUGAAAUGGCCCUGCCACACUCAAGUCACUGUGGAAGGCAGCAGGUGGAUCAAAGAACCUAUAAAAGAAAAAGAGAACACCAAAGUUAUGACAGUGACACUAGCUCUGAGGGUGACAAAAUGAGAGAAAGAAAGAAUGGCGAAAAAUACAGGAAGUGCAAAGCCAAGAGAAAGAGGCACUAAUACUGUGUAACUGGGUUAGUCUUUAUGUUAUUUGCUGCUUUUAUUUGAGGGGAAUGCAAUAUUUCAUCUUUGCACUUUAUUAAAAAAAUGAAUGUUCAA
This is a messenger RNA of Pezoporus occidentalis (night parrot), 989 nucleotides long. It is a transcript of the gene RBM11, whose product is annotated as RNA binding motif protein 11. The record is from RefSeq and is a predicted model, not a curated record. Gene Ontology annotation, cellular component: nucleus. The transcript is spliced from 5 exons. Gene Ontology annotation, biological process: regulation of alternative mRNA splicing, via spliceosome. Lineage: Eukaryota; Metazoa; Chordata; Aves; Psittaciformes; Psittacidae. Bases 123 to 890 code for a protein of 255 amino acids. Gene Ontology annotation, molecular function: single-stranded RNA binding.